CGGUAUUCCGUUGGUUUUCCAAUACUUUCCCACACCUUCCCUUUUCGUAGAACCGCCAAAGCUUCCCGAUGGGCCUAAACACAGUGAGGGGUAUCGAGGUAGUUGCUACGUUUUACCUUACGACUGGCACUUAACUUAUUCUCAUCCCGACAGGCGGUAGAAGAGUGGGCUGGCCAUACCGCCGUCCCGGAAACGAUUCCGCUUUCUGUACCAAUCUGCACCAAUCUGCAUCAAGACAUCAGCGUGUAAACGUCCCGAACAUGGCUAAACUGCCUCCUGAGCACAUCGCCAUCACAGGCACCGCCUGUCGCUUUCCAGGAGGGGCAACCUCACCGUCAAAGCUCUGGCAGCUGUUGACCAAUCCACGGAAUGUUCGGACUCGGAUACCCACCACCCGGUUUGAUCCCGAUGGCUUUUAUAAUGAGGAUGGACGUCGGCAUGGGUGCACAAACGCCGAUAAAGCAUAUUUGCUGGAAGAGGAUAUCCGUCUCUUUGACAAUGCUUUCUUCGGAGUCCGGGCGGCUGAAGCCGAAUCCAUGGAUCCCCAGCAGCGUCUUCUACUUGAGGUCGUGUUUGAAGGACUCGAAUCCGCAGGCUACUCCAUUCAGCAGCUUCGCGGCUCGUCAACGGCCGUCUACGUUGGCCAACUGAACGGGGACUAUUACGAUGUGCUGCUGCGAGAUGUCGAGAGCGCACCCCCGUACACGGCCACGGGCACGUCUCGAAGCAUCAUGUCCAAUCGUGUCUCUUACUUUUUUGACUGGAAAGGGCCAUCCAUGACUCUUGACACGGCCUGCUCUUCCAGUUUGGUUGCCGUGCACCUUGCCGUCCAGUCACUUGGGAGGAGUGAGUCCACAGUGGCAAUUGCCGCCGGUGUGAACCUCCUGCUCGGUCCUGAGCAGUUCAUAUUUGAGUCAAACCUCGGUAUGUUGUCGCCACAAGGUCGAUGCGCCAUGUGGGAUGCCAGCGCCGAUGGUUACGCAAGAGGAGAAGGCAUCGCUGUCGUAGUGCUCAAGCCACUUUCACAAGCUUUGAGAGAUGGCGACUUUAUCCACUGCAUCAUCCGGGAGACAGGCGUGAAUCAGGAUGGCCGCAGCACUGGUAUCACCAUGCCCAGCGCCACUGCACAAGCUGACCUGAUUCGAUCGACCUACCUCCGGUGCGGCCUUGACCCGCUCUCCCCGGAAGGUCGCUGCCAGUAUUUCGAAGCGCACGGCACUGGCACGCCAGCUGGUGACCCAGUCGAGGCACAAGCCGUGCAGUCCGUCUUUUUCCCUGUCGAAAAACAGGAAGACAUGGCUGACGCUAGCCAACCCAACUCUCUCCCUGUUGGCUCAGUCAAGACAAUCAUAGGUCAUACGGAGGGGACGGCUGGGCUGGCCGGCCUGAUCAAAGCGUCACUUGCCAUCCAGCAUGGUGUCAUCCCACCGAAUAUGCAUUUCCAGCACAUGAACCCUGCCGUUCGACCGUUCUGUGAACACCUUUACAUCCCACUCUCGCCACAGACGUGGCCACGUCUGCCAGAACAUGUACCCCGACGUGUCAGUGUCAACAGCUUUGGCUUUGGCGGCACCAACUGCCAUGUUAUUGUCGAAGGCUGGCAGACAGAGGACGAGAGAGAAAGUGUGGGCUUGCAGCCAUGCGGCCCCCUUACCAUCUCAGCACACUCAGCUACUUCACUGGUCUCGGCAGUCUCUUCGCUUGCUCAACUACUUCAGACCGGAAACGGAGUUAACGACGCAAAUCUGGCUGAUCUCAUCUGGACGCUGCAAACGCGGCGCACUGAGUUCCAGUUCAAGGCCAGCUUUGCAGCUUCCGCCACAAAAAAGAAACUAAGCCAGCAGCUGCACGACUGGCUCGCCGUAAACCGCGGUGACAACAAUUCCAGCCUCCAACUUGCCAGAAGUCGGCCCAUCCCGGCAGAGGCGCAAUACCCACCCAUCCUCGGCAUCUUCACGGGACAAGGCGCACAAUGGCCUCGCAUGGCGGCGACGCUGCUCGACAAAUCCCGGUGUUUCCGCCAAACCAUCCAGUCGCUCGAGCAGGCACUCGCCACCCUCCCUGACGCACCAUCGUGGUCUCUGCAGGAACAGCUCCGAGCGCCACCCGAAACGUCACGCAUCCACGAGGCUGCCGUAUCCCAGCCGCUCUGCACCGCCGUCCAGAUCGGCCUCGUCGAUCUGCUGUCCGCCGCCGGCAUCAGGCUGACCAAAGUGGUCGGUCACUCCUCCGGGGAAAUUGCCGCGGCCUAUGCGGCAGGCUAUCUGACCGCCCCGGACGCCAUCCGCAUUGCUUACUAUCGCGGCAUCAGCGUCCGGCGUGCGUCGGGCAAGGGCCGGAUGCUGGCGGCGGGCAUCACCCUGCGAGAUGCCGAGUUGCUUUGUGCCGAGCCGCGCUUUGUGAGGAGGCUGGCUGUUGCGGCGAGCAAUUCGCCCACUAGCGUGACCUUGUCGGGCGAUGCGGAUGCGAUGGAGGAAGCGCUGGACGUCCUGGUCCAGCGGGACGAUGUCUUUGCGAGGGCUCUCAAGGUUGACACGGCGUAUCACUCGCAUCAUAUGAGGGAGUGCGUGUCCCAGUACCGUGAGAGCUUGGAGAGGUGUGGCAUCAGGGUCUUGAAUCCGGGCGGUGCACAGGGAGAUAUCUCCUGUGUCUGGUAUUCUAGUGUGCAUCCGGGGUUUCCCGUUGAUCCUGCCUCCCUCAGCUGCAGCUACUGGAUCGAUAACAUGGCGAACCCGGUCCUGUUCUCGCAAGCUGUCGAAGCUGCGUUGCGGGAUAGUGAGCCGUGGUUGUCAUCCCAGACGGUGGUUGCGCUGGAAGUUGGGCCGCACCCUGCGUUGAAGCAGCCAGUUACGGACGUUGUAAAAGCCGCGGGACUUGAACUCGAGUAUUCUAGCGUCCUGCGGAGAGGCGCAGAUGACAUGGAAGCAGUGUGCGCGGCCCUAGGCUUCGUCUGGACGCAGUUUCUCGGAGGGUCGAGGCAAAUCGUCGACUUCGAUGGUUUCAGAACUGCCUGCGUUGGAAACGAGGACAAACAUAUGGAUCUGCCAACUUAUUCCUGGGACCACGAGAGGCCGCUGUGGAAUGAGUCUCGCGCUUCCACGCACUUCCGAACUCGCAACACUCCACCUCAUCCCCUCCUUGGGAAUCUCCUUCUAAACACUGAUCCGUCAGAGCUUCGCUGGCGCAACAUUAUGAAGUUGAGCGAGAUGGGGUGGCUUAAGGGCCACAAGUUCCAGGGUCAGGUUCUCUUCCCAGCUCAGGGAUACGUCAGCAUGGCAGUUGAAGGUUGUCUUGCCUUGAGCAGAAAGCACAAUUCUGUGCGGAUGCUUGAGCUCGAAGAUCUGGUGAUUCACCGCGGUCUCACUCUCCAAGACGACGACGAGUCGGCUGGUACCGACGUAUUUUCUACAUUGACCGUUGUGAUGCGGAGCACGCAGCAGAUCGUGAUCGAAUUCACUAUUUGCAGCGCCCCAGUGGACAGCAAGCCGGAUGUGCCCGUUGAUCCAGCUCAUCUGAACUUUAACUGUCGGGCCACUCUGGCACUGGAGAGUCUGGAGCGUGAAGAACCCGUCUCUGGUCCCGCCGCACACCUUCUACCACCGCGAGUGUCCCACGAUAGCACUACCCUUAGCCCAGUCGAUGUCGCCCAGUUUUAUUCUUCCAUCGCCUCUACUGGGUUGGAAUACUCCGGAGACUUCUUGGCCGCCUAUAUCGAGCGGGCCAACGGCUUCGCAACUGUUCAGUUUAACCGCCCUAAAGUGAAUGGGCUUCAUCUGCACCCGGCUCUACUUGAUGUAGCCUCGCAUGGCAUCCUUGCGGCGCUGGCUGCCCACCAAGAGGGGAUGCUCUUGACCACGUACCUCCCGACCUCGAUUGUACGCGUGCGUGUUGAUGUUGCCCGGCUUCUGCGGUUCACAGGCGCAGAAGGGAACGCACACACGCAAGGGACGGCUGGUGGUCAUCAGCAGUUCGAGCUGAGUGCGGACUGUCAUGUCUGUGUGAGAUCGCCGACUGAAAUCCGCUGCGACGUGGAUGUAUUUGGUGGACCAGAUGAAUAUCCCGAGAUUCAGAUUGAGGGUUUGACCUGCUCGCCUUUCGGGUCAUUCACCGAGCAGGAUGAGAGAGCCAUCUUCUCGCACUCUGUGUGGAAGAGGGAUAUCUCGUCUGGCAUUGAUUUGACAGCCACGGACCGAGAGUUUGACCUGACCAAGCACGUGGAAGAGACGGACUUGGUGACGCGAGCUGUCUACUUUUAUCUGCGCAAAUUGCGAGAUGAGUUCGACCCUGAGACCAUGCCCACCGCUGGAACUAGUGGUAGUGCGAGUACGCGCGGUGCUUCUAACCCAUCCUUGACCGCGUAUUGGGACUGGGCUGUCGAGCACGCUCUCCCUAGGAUUGAGGCCGGACAACACCCCCGAGUCCACAAGGAAUGGGCCAGCGACUGUCGCGAGUUUUUGAUACAAUGGGCGCAGCGCCUCCCUGACCUCAUUGACUUGAAAGUUGUCAUGGCCUUGGGCGAAGCGUUGCCGGAUCUCUUCAGGGGCCAAGUUCCAGCUCUGCAGCUCCUGAUGCAGGACAACAUGCUUACGGACUAUUAUCAGCGGGGCCUUGGAUUGAAGCAAUCGAACAAGCGCGGUGGUGCUGCCGCAGCGCAGAUCGUCCACCGCUACCCGGACAUGCGUAUCCUCGAGGUUGGUGGGGGCACGGGAAGUGCAACCCUUGCCAUUCUAUCACGGAUCGAGGACAAGUUUACUUCCUAUACCUUUACCGACAUUUCUUCUGGGUUCUUUGACGAUACGCGUCAAACCCUGGGAAGCUAUGCUGCAAGGGUGGUGUUCCAAACCCUGGACAUCUCUCGCGACCCUAGUGGCGAGCAGGGCUUCGAGGCCGGCACAUAUGACUUGGUAGUGGCAUCCAACGUGCUGCACGCAACGCCGACGCUGGAAGACACACUACGCAACUGCAGGCGGUUGCUUCGUCCGGGAGGAUAUCUGUUGCUGGUGGAGAACACAGCUAGCACUCUCUCCACAGAGUUCAUCUUCGGCACGUUGCCCGGCUGGUGGCUCGGCGCGGACGAAGGACGAGCGGAUUCUCCGCUUGUCAGCGAGGCACGCUGGCAUAGUUACCUACUUCACAGCGGUUUCUCCGGUGUUGACGCGGUCACUCGGGAUGUAGAUGAGGACUCUCGCUAUUACACCUAUUCUAUUAUGGUGAGCCAGGCAGUUGACGAUCGUGUCACUCUCCUUCGCGAACCGCUCUCCACACACAACACGCCUAAGAUGGGAAUCCCCAAGCUUGGCGCCGUGAAAGUCAUCGGCAGUACGGAACUAGCCGGGCUUAAGAUGGCCUAUGGUGUUGCCUCUCUUCUCUCUCCAUUCGCGGAGAGGGUAACUGUCGUGGACAAACUUGAACUUGUCCGUGGCUACUUUCCUCCCGACACCGCUGUCAUAUGCCUGGCAGAGCUGGUCGAGCCAGCUUUGCGGGACGUCACGCCGGAGCGAUUAUCCGCGAUACAAAACAUCCUUUGCAAAUCCACACACGUUCUUUGGCUCACUAGGGGGCGGAUCAGUGGCGAUGAACCCCACGCUGGCAUGGUUCUCGGUAUUGCUCGCUCCGCCAUGCUGGAGUUGCCGGGACGCCCGAUGCAAUUUGUCGACUGCAAUGAGCUGGAUAUGAACCAGUCGACCGCACGGUGGAUCGCAUCGACGUUCUUGCGAAUGGUCCGCCUCGGCCGUUCCGAGUUUGACGACGUUUUGUGGAGAAGGGAGACCGAAGUUCUGGUGGACGGCCGCGGCAACGAGCUGUUGCCGAGGAUCAUACCCCAUAAAGAACUCAACAACCGUUUGAACUCGAGAUCCCGGGCUAUUGUGGACAACGUCGACGUAUCUCAGAGAACCCCAUUGCAUCUUGUGUCAGUUGGGGAAGGCUCCUUCGAACUUCGUCAAGUUCCUGAGUUACGCCCGCCGUCACACUCACGAGAUUGUCGCAGGAAGACGCACGUGCGAGUGUGCGUUCGGUACUCUUCCCUCUGCGGAUUCAGACUAAGGCGUGCAGCCGCGGUAGUGUACCUGUGUCUCGGUACGGAACAAGAUUCGGGCCGGCAAGUCAUCGCCUUGACUCCAGUCAAUGCCUCGUAUAUCGAGGUUCCCGUUGCGGACACUUGGGGCGUCGGGACAGACGGCAAACCAGAUCCAGAGACUUUGAAGUACCUCCUCAGAUGGAUUGUGGCACAAAGUCUAGUCUACAAGUCACAUGGGCGCAACAUCUGGGUCCACGAACCGGAUACCGCCCUCGCCAGAGUCUUGACUGAGGCCGCAGAGCACUCCGCUAACGGGGCGCGGAUGUUUUACAGCAGCUCCGAGUAUCCCUCCAAGCUUCCAGGGGACUACACAUUCAUUCACCCCCAAUCUACAGCACGGAUGCUGGGGUUGCUAGCACCCCGGCAGGUCAGCGUCUAUGCCAACAUGCAUGGCGGUGGGAGUGAAUGCAUGGUGCUGGAUGGCUUGAUUCGUGCGUCCAUCGGCGACAAGGCCCGUGUUUCCAUGAUGCCGCGCCUGGUCAACAGCUCCGAUAAGGGGUUGCCGCAGUGGGAAGUAGAGCUGGCCUACAGCGAGACGGGCAUCCACCGUGUAAUCUCCACCCACUAUAACCAGGCGACAGGCCGGACUGGAACGGUCGCCGAGGAAACCAGGUCUCGGGUCCUACCAGUGCAGUCUCUCGCGUCUGUUACUGGCAAGACCCUUCCCGACGUGGCAGACGUCGUAGACUGGAGCUGUGUUGGGCAGACCAGCAUACCUGCCAUAGUCCGGCCCCUCGACGCCCGUUUCCUACUCUCACCGGACAGGACGUACUUCUUGGCUGGCUUGACGGGCUCCAUGGGCUUGUCGCUUUGCGGUUGGAUGGCUGACCACGGGGCGCGGUACUUUGCGCUAGCGAGUCGGAACCCGUCUGUGGACCUGGAGGUUACAGCAAGACUCGCUCAGAGAGGAGUGACACUCCGUGUUCACUCAGUAGACCUCGCCGACCGCGAGAGUCUCACAGCCGCCCGCCGCAGCCUGACAGCGCCGGAACAUGGAUCCGCCAUGCCUCCUGUGGGAGGUGUCGUGAACGGUGCCAUGAUUCUACGCGAUAGAGCUUUUGAGAACAUGUCAAUCGAUGAUUUCGAAGCUGCGCUUCGCCCAAAAGUGCAAGGGUCCCUCAACCUGGAAGCCGUCUUUGGCGCCCACGACAACCUCGACUUCUUCAUCUUCCUCUCGUCGGCCUCUAGCGUGCUAGGCGUUCCCGGCCUGACAAACUAUGGGGCUGCCAACCUCUUCAUGUGUGGUUUAGCCCAACAGCGAAGGCGUCGAGGUGCGCCCGCUUCCGUCAUCGACAUCGGCGCCCUCGCAGAUAUUGGGUAUCUUACCCGCUCGUCCAACCCCCACGAGGCUGGUGAGCUCGCUCGCAAGCACAACACGAAGCCGCUGUCAGAAUCUGACCUCCACACCAUGUUCGCCGAAGCAGUAUUUGCCGGUUCACGAAAUCUUGAGCAAGAGGCUGAUAUCAUGACCGGGAUCGGCUUCUGGGACCUUUCGAGUCCAGACCAGGCACGGAGGCCGGGCUGGUUCAACCAACCGAGGAUGUCGCAUUAUUUGGUCAGGAGUAGCAUUGACCCUGGCUCCGGGGGUUCGAAGCUAGGAGGGAUCGGUGUUGAUAACAAGCCCAGUAUCCGGCGCCAACUUUCUGACGCCGGGGCUGAUGGUCAUGCCGCCUUGCGCGUCUUGGAGUCCGGUCUGCUGCAAAAGCUGGAAAAAGCGCUGCAAAUACCUUCUGGGACUUUGGAUGCCCAGGUGCCGCUUCUGUCGCUCGGUGUAGAUUCGUUGGUAGCGAUUCAGCUGCGGUCGUGGAUGGCCGAGGAACUCGGCGUCAACAUGGCUGCGCUCGGGAUCCUGGCGAGUGCGUCAGUCAAGAAUUUGAGCGCGGAACUGUUUAGACAGCUGCCGGACACGGAGCCGGAGGGCGCUACAUCCUCGGAAACAGAGGGUGCGAACUGUGUCACGUCAACAUCCACUCCAACCCCCUCGGCGGUUGUAACAGAUCCCGAUUACUCGGAAUCAUCAGCUUCGCUGCACAUUCCAACGCCACCCGAACCAGUUGCUGCUGCUGUUGCCGGAGAUGAUGAGGUCAGCUUUGACCCGGAAGCCGCGGACAUUGGUGUUGCACCUCUAAAAGAGACAUCGGGGCAUACCAACGACGAGCCGCGCAACCAUGCUCUGGCUGAGCCAGAAGCAACACCUACAUAUAUCCGGGAGGGGAACCUCUCCCCUGGCCAGGGUCGGCUGCUCUUCUUGGACAGAUAUCUGGCCGACAAAUCGACGUAUAACUGUGCACUCGCCGGCAGGGUCUACGGAACCCUCGAUAUCAACAGACUGAAAGAUGCGCUGGGGAAGAUUGUACAAAUGCAUGAAUCCCUCCGCACCUGCUUUUUCUUCGAUCAGUCCUCGGGAAAAGGCCGCCAGAGAGUCAAAAAGAACGGCGGCUGCGUACUUGAACAUCGCAUUGGCCGACCUGGCAGACUUCCUCGGUUUCAGGCUGAGCUGGACCGGAUGCGCAAGCACGAGUUUAACCUGGCGGACGGCGACAUGGUCAAGGUCACGGUACUACCACAAACUAGGAACCGACAUAUCAUCAUCGUUGCCUACCACCACCUCGUCAUGGAUGGGCUUAGCCUUGUCGUGUUUCUUCGCCAGCUAGAGGCCGCAUACUCAGGCGCCCAGGACCUAGCACCCCCGUCGUUACAAGCCAUCGAUCUAGCCGAAGCAUCUCUCGAAGGGUAUGCCGACCCCGCGACGCUUCAAAAACACAUCGCGUUCUGGCAAGAGCUCCAUCGCGACGGACCGGCCCCCUUGCCCCUGUUUCCCUUCGCUAAGACCAAGCACCGCAAGCAACCCCUCGACGCCUACGGAUCCUACAGCUUUCAGGUCAAGCUAGGUGCGGACUUCGCCCAGCAGGUCAGGGCUAAGUGCGCCCAGCUGCGCGCGACGCCGUUCCACCUGUAUCUCACAGCCCUGGCGGCCUUUCUGUCUCGGUGGCUGGACAUUUCCGACCUUUGCAUCGGCAUCGUCGAUUCCAACCGCCCUCACGGCAACACCGACACGAUCGGGUGCUUUUUGAACAUGCUUGCGCUGCGCUUCCGGCUGGACGGGUACUCUGGGUUUGACCAGCUGGUAUCGCAAACACGCGAUAUGGUGUUUUCUGCCAUGGCACACUCUGCCACGCCGUUUGAUACGGUGAUCGACCACCUCCGCGUUCCCAGGGAGGCACACCAUCCGCUGUUUCAGGCCGCCAUAAACUACCGCAUGGGCCAUGGACCGACGCGUUCUAUGUGGGAUGAUGGAUGCGAGGUUGAGUGGACUGACAUGGUCGUGGCCCGUAACCCGUUUGACCUCCAAGUGGACAUUACCGAGAUCGGUCACGCAGACGGGGUCUGGAUCUCUUUGGGGGUGCAGAGCUACCUCUACUCGGAUGUCGAUGCUGGGAUGCUGGCCAAGUCGUUCACCAGCUUGGUCAAGGGCGCGAUCGACGACUGCGGCAGUGGGAUAUCUGCACCACCCACGAUUCGCAGCCUCAACCUCGUGGACGACGCAGACCGGCUGACGGCAAUCCGUCUCGGGUGCGCGCCCACUCUGCAUUCGGGUGAACUGCCGCGUAGCCUUGUUCAUUGUGUCGAUCAGGUGGCAUCCCAGCACGCAGACGAUGUCGCCAUCAAGCAUGGUUCGGGCGUACCGCUCACGUACGGGGCCAUGAUCCAAAUAGUCAACCAGAUGAGUCACUCACUGCAACACAGCGGUGUGCGUGCUGGGGACUUCGUCGCCGUCUACCUUGCCGCUUCGGCCGAGGCGUUGUGUGCCAUGCUUGCCAUUAUGCGUCUGGGGGCCAUCUACGUGCCUUUGGACCGACGCAAUCCCAUUGAGCGCCUAGGAUUAAUCGUCGCGGACUGCCAGCCCCGGGUAUUGGUAUACAAGGGCCAUGAGGACUUCGCUGCGGUCGGCCAGCUCGGAGAUCAGGCACGUGGCUCGGCGCUCCUUGAUCUUGGCCGCUUAACACAACCCCCGGGAUCAGGACAACAGCCUACAGAGGGAGUCGAUAUCUUGGCGACGGCGGACGGAUCCGCUUGCGCCAUCUAUACCAGUGGUUCGACAGGGCGGCCUAAAGGAGUGCUGCUAACGCAUUUUAGUCUCCUUAAUCAGCUGUGUGCCGUACGGAACAUGCUCAACAUCGGUCGGGAGGUCGUACUUCAGCAGUCAUCGUUGGGUUUUGACUGUUCGCUGGAGCAGAUAUUCGGUGGGCUUGCGAACGGAGGGACUGUGGUAAUAGCGCCGGAGGAGGCUCGCGGGGACCCUGCAGCGCUAGCCGCCAUCAUGGUAGCCGAGGGCGUCACAUGUACCGUCGGCGUGCCGUCUGAGUACGCCGCUCUCCUCACGUUCGCGGGAGAGACGCUGAAGAGGUGUUCUACUUGGCGUAUAGCCGUCAGCGGCGGGGAGAAGCUUACGGCAAACCAUGCCGCCGGUUUCGCUUCACUGGAUCUACCUCGGCUGCGGCUCGUCAACGCGUACGGUCCGACCGAGGGGACCGUAUCCUGCACUCGUGGCGCCAUCGAUUAUCGUGCGGUUGCGAGCUCGAUGGAGGACCCGCACAUGGGCCUGGUUAUGACUAAUUACUCCAUUGUCAUUGUUGGUGAGGACAUGGAACCGGUCCCUGGCGGAUGGCCAGGCGAAAUCUACAUCGGCGGACAGGGGGUCGCGCGCGGGUACGUCAACCGUUCUGUUGAGGAACAUGAACGUUUCGUCACGCCUGGGUUUGCGAAGAGGCUCCGCCUGAGAGAUCAACGGUUCUACCGCACCGGAGACUUGGGGCGCAUAAGUCAUGACGGCACGCUACAUUUCCUCGGCCGUAUCGAGGGAGACAGCCAAGUCCAGAUCCACGGAGUGCGGGUUGAGCUCGAUGAGGUGGCGGCUGCUAUUCUACGGACCGCCGGGUCAGACACAAUCAGCGACGCGGCUUUGUCAUUGCGGGACGGUAGCUUGCUGGUCGCCUUUGUGAUUCUCAGCCCUGGGCUGCGAACGGCGGAGCGAGCCUCCAUUGCCAGAUCACUCGCGCAAGUGGUCGACCGCUUGCCUCUGCCAAUGUACAUGCGGCCCGCGUUGAUGGUCCCAGUCGCGGAGCUACCAAUAACGGUGAAUGGCAAACGCGACCGUCGGCGCAUCGACGCUCUCCCUAUCCCAGAUGGCUGGACUUUCGGGGGUAGUGCGGAGGAAGAGGGACACCACCCCCUGACGGAUGUUGAACUACGGGUGAGAGAGGCCUGGAAACAAGUCCUUCCUCCCGCCGUUCGUCCUGGUACCCUCGGCCCGAAGUCGGACUUUUUCCGCGUAGGGGGCAGCUCACUGCUUCUCGUCCAUCUUCAAGCCGUUUUGCAGACAAGCUUCGGCGCCGAUAUUCCACUGCCCGAGCUUUUCCGGUCCAGCUCGCUCUCCGGCAUGGCGGCACUACUAGAGCAUACCCCGACGAUGCCGCCUUUUGGCAUUCUAGACAUGGACUGGCCCAGUGAGGUCGAAUCUCUUGCGAGUGGACUCGUCGCCCCUUCGACGCACCUCAAACGCAAUAACCCGAACGGCCCCCAGCCAGACGGCUUAACAGUCCUGCUCACUGGCGCCACUGGGUUCCUCGGAACGCAGCUCCUCUCCCACCUUAUCGCCGAGUCCCGCGUCGGCACCAUCCACUGCGUCGCCAUCCGCCGUGACCCGUCCGGGCGCCCGAGGCACGUCGCCCUCUCAUCCCCGAAAAUCGUCGAGCACUCCGGCGACCUGGGCGACCCCUACCUCGGCCUCUCCCAAGAAACCUUCAGCCAACUCGCAACAGAAUGCGACACCAUCAUCCACAACGGCGCCGACGUGAGCUUCCUCAAAACCUACGCCUCCCUGCGCGCCCCCAACGUCCUCUCCACCCGAACCCUCGCCGAGAUGGCCCUAACAACACCCACACCCACCCCCAUACCCCUGCACUUCAUCUCGACCGCCUCCGUCGCCCAUUUCUCCCCCCCCAACACAGCCACCACCUCAACCCCCCUCCCACCCAUCUCCCUCCAGCCCACCCCACCCCCUCCCCACGCCGCCCAAACCGACGGCUACACAGCCUCCAAAUGGGUAAGCGAAGCCCUCCUCGAGCGCCUAGCCGCGCUACACAACACCCUGCACGUGCACAUCCACCGGCCGGUAUCCCUCGCCCUGCACGGCGCGCCGGCGACGGAUAUCGUGGGUGCGCUGUUGCAGAUGGGCGGGGAGAUGGGCGCUGUGCCGAGGAUGGGGCAUGGGGAUGGGGAUGGGGAGGGGCGGGUGAAGGGGGUUUUGGAUCUGGCGGGGGUGGAGGAGGUGGCGGGGGAGAUUGUGAGGGGUGUGGUUGGUGAGUCUGAGGGGGGAGGAGGGGGUGGGAGGGUGGUGUUUCAGCAUUACGGUGAUGGGGAAAAGGUUGAGCCGGGGGAGUUUGCGGGGUUUUUGAGUGGGAGGGUUGGGAGGACGGUGGAGGAGUGGGAGAUGGAGAGGUGGUUGGAGGAGGCGAGGAAGAGGGGGCUUAAUCCGCUGGUUGGGACGUAUCUGGAGGACUGGUGGAGGGGGGGGAGGAAGCUGGUGUUGCCCGCGAUUAGCAAGACUUAGGGGGUCUUCUACAAAGUAUUCCAUCGACAUAAAUGAUAGAUGAGGUGUGGAGAGGCUCAGGGCUUCUUUGUAGACAUGACGAAGUUGGCUUGGUAUUAAUGGCCCUCCACCUAUACUGCCCCUGGUGUUAGGAGCUGCGUGACGUUAAUUUUGUUUGUUCCUAAUUCCUGAUAGUUCAAGAAAGAGCGUUGCUUGGUAACCGUUGGGUUCAGCAACAAAAGGAUAUGAGAGAACAGGAAAACGUGGGAAUUUCGCACCAAGCUGGGUGGUGAUCCCCUGAGAACCGCGUUUACCCUUAGGUUUAAUCUUGAUAACAAGCUGAAACCGGAUACC
Messenger RNA from Chaetomium fimeti, 13025 nucleotides. RefSeq lists its product as uncharacterized. Lineage: Eukaryota; Fungi; Ascomycota; Sordariomycetes; Sordariales; Chaetomiaceae. Gene Ontology annotation, molecular function: 3-oxoacyl-[acyl-carrier-protein] synthase activity; fatty acid synthase activity; phosphopantetheine binding. Gene Ontology annotation, biological process: fatty acid biosynthetic process; secondary metabolite biosynthetic process. The coding region runs from base 261 to 12692 and encodes 4143 amino acids. The transcript is spliced from 5 exons. The record is from RefSeq and is a predicted model, not a curated record.